Molecule: messenger RNA, 2991 nt
Organism: Hyaloscypha bicolor E
Lineage: Eukaryota; Fungi; Ascomycota; Leotiomycetes; Helotiales; Hyaloscyphaceae
Exons: 2
Coding region: 1-2991 (996 amino acids)
Source: RefSeq, a predicted model, not a curated record
AUGCUUGACCCGCUCACAGCCUUGUCGUUGGCAGGCAAUGUCGUUCAAUUCCUCGAUUUCUCCGCCAGACUUGUUGCCAAAGGCAAUGAGCUCUACAAGUCCACCGAUGGAGCAUCGGUAGGAAACGCUGAGCUUGAAGUCAUUGCGAAAGAUCUACAGGACCUCAAUGAGCGUCUGCAGAAAUCCACACCUUCGCACAACCCCAACCUGACGACCCUGACGACCCCAGAUGUAGCUCUGCACAAGCUGAGCGAGCAAUGCUCUGGCGUUGCAGGAGAGCUGAUCGAAGUUCUGGACAAGCUGAAAGUUCAAGGAACCUCAAAUCGGCGAUGGAAAAGCGUCCGACAGGCUUUGAAAGGUCUGUUGAAAAAGGAUGAAGUGGAUGCCAUUGCACAGCGCUUGCAGUAUGUUCGCGAUGAAUUGAAUCUUCGUAUACUGGUUUCGAUGAGAGACACCCUCGACAUGCAAGCGAUCAAACAAACGGAAGGCUUCCGGAACUUGGACAAAGUUGCUCGACACUUGGUAGACAGACUAGAGGAUGACCAGAGUCAGCUACGGGAGGAUCUUGAAGUCAAUAUUGAGCGCCUAAGUCACGGUCAAGACCAUACCAAUGAACUUAUUACAAGGGAACAUGAACGGACACGAAAAACUAUACUUGCUACCAUAUAUUCAGGGCGAGGAAAUCAGCCCUUUGAAAAUUUACAAGGGCCGCCAGAAGGCACUGAAGAUCUCGGCCAGAAACGUGAAGACGCGGAGAUCGAAUCCUUUCUACUAGCAAGUCUCCGUUUCCCAACGAUGGAGAACAGGUUUGAUGAGAUCGAGCCAGCACAUCGAAAGACUUUCGAAUGGAUCUUCCUUCCACCUCCACAACACUCGGGAUGGUCUGAUUUCCCUCAAUGGCUUUCUGGGGGCACGGGGAUAUACUGGAUCAAUGGGAAACCAGCUUCGGGAAAGUCAACUCUAAUGAGAUUCAUUUGCGAUAAUUCUCGGACUGCCAGUUUACUUAACAAAUGGUCCCAGCCGAAACGGCUUAUAAGGGCGACGCACUUCUUCUGGAACAGUGGCACAGUUGAUCAGCGGUCUUACCAAGGCCUUCUUCGUGCGUUGCUUUUCGACAUUCUUAGGCAAGCGAGAAACUUGAUCCGGGUGGUUUUUCCUGAUGAAUGGGCUGCACAUCGAGGACAUCCAACCAGGCUUAUUCUGGAACCCGAGUCUUGGACCUUACCAAGGUUGAUCAAAGCCUUCGAGCAUCUGUUCCAACAAGCCAGUGACGACUCGAGAUUUUGUCUGUUUAUUGACGGUCUUGACGAAUACGAUGGCGAUCCUUUCGACAUCAUUAACCUUUUUACAAAUAUAUCAAAGCUUCCGAAUGUCAAAUUAUGCCUGUCGAGUAGACCCAUUUACGAAUUUGUCAAAGCGUUCAGAUCGCGUCCGACACUCCGUCUCCAGGAUCUCAAUUUUAAUGACAUCAAGCAAUAUGUGGAUGACGAGCUCGGAGCCAACGACCUAAUGCGGGAGCUUCACAAUACAGAGCCGCAAGAAGCGCCGAAACUAUCACUAGAAAUCAUUGACAAAGCGGAUGGAAUCUUCCUUUGGGUCAAACUUGUAGUAAUCUCAUUACUUCGUGGGCUUCGGAAUUCGGAUCAUGUCUCCGAUCUCCAAAGGAGACUUCGACUCUUACCGCCGUCACUUGAAGACUUAUUUAGUCAUAUUCUAGGCCGCCUUCAGCCAGUCUACCUGGAACAGUCGUCCCGCAUCUUCCAGAUUUUCGCAACUUCCCAGUUUGAAAAUGUUCACUUCACUUCUCUCAAACUCUCGUUCGCCGAAGAUCCCAAUGUUGACAGCCUUCUUUCGUCCCGAACGCAGCCAAUCUCAGAGAUUGAAUGGGCGGAGAGGGUCGAACUCGUCGAUAUUUGGCUGGUGACAAGAUGCGGAGGCUUGAUUGAAGCCAACCACCCUCGGGGGUCGCACAGUCCUGAUCGAGUUUUAUCAUAUCUGCACAGAACAGUUCGAGAUUUCUUAGAACUGCCUCAAGUAUGGUCGCGCAUUCUUGAUCCCACGCGAGAGUCAGAUUUCAAUCCAUACGGUUCUCUUUUGCAGUCUUGCGUCUUCUUCUUAAAGUUUGUAUUACUUCCCACAGAAAAACGCCCAAGAAAACACGCAGAGGAAAUUUUAUCUCUUGCUUAUAGAGCCGAAUUGAAAACACGGCAAGCCGAGGUUCUCCUCCUUGAUGAAUUUGACCGAGUUAUGCAACGCGCAAAUGGUCCAUCAUAUUUCUGGGGAGCUACGAAAGAGUACACAAUCCAAGACCCUCAGCACAAUUUCCUUGCGCUCGCGAUCGGGUGUGGACUUUACCACUAUGUCGCACAUAAGAUCGAAUCUCAACCUGACGUAGUACGAAUGAAGGAAAGCGGGCCUAUGUUAAGAAGAUAUGCCGUUCAAAAACACUAUGGCCUGCAUGGUCACCAUCGACUAUCUUCGAAGAUUGUUGAACUACUCCUGCACAAUGGAUCCUGUCCUAACCAGAUUUAUGGUGGCUAUUCUGCUUGGGAUAUCAUACAGGGGAGACUAGAGUCACUUACAACCAGACUUUCCUGCACCGAGGGUGACCAUUUGCGCAAUGUAAUUAAACGGGACUAUGAGUGGCCCGAAUUACUGAAGGCCACACGAAUCUUCCUUCUGAAUGGCGCAGUUAUCAAUGGGCGUGUCUACAAGAUCUUGAGGGGUUUGGAGUCCGAGUUUCCGGAUGACGCAAAAGAAUUGCGGGCGAUCGCGGUGGCCCAGGAGGCUCAAAACAAUCAGGCUCUGGGCGACGAAUAUCCAACAUCAUCAGACGCCUUUUGUGGCAAAGGAGGGCCUUAUAGUACAGAGGAUGGAAAGGUGGACAUUGCAGCUCAUCAGCUGCCCCAGAGUCGAAGAAGGAAUUGGUUCCGGAUAUUAUGCCACUUGACGACUUUCACGAGCUUGAAGUCAAAGUCGCAAGUCUCGUGA